Australozyma saopauloensis is the source of this 219-nucleotide messenger RNA. Its product is annotated as DNA-directed RNA polymerase core subunit. The transcript has a single exon. Gene Ontology annotation, cellular component: RNA polymerase II, core complex; RNA polymerase III complex; RNA polymerase I complex. Gene Ontology annotation, molecular function: zinc ion binding; DNA binding. Lineage: Eukaryota; Fungi; Ascomycota; Pichiomycetes; Serinales; Metschnikowiaceae. Gene Ontology annotation, biological process: tRNA transcription by RNA polymerase III; transcription by RNA polymerase I; transcription by RNA polymerase II. The record is from RefSeq and is a predicted model, not a curated record. Bases 1 to 219 code for a protein of 72 amino acids.
AUGAUUAUUCCCAUCCGGUGUUUUUCCUGUGGUAAGGUUGUUGGUGACAAGUGGGAGACAUAUUUGACAUUGUUGCAGGAUGAGACCUUGACUGAGGGCGAUGCCUUGGAUCAACUUAAGUUGAAAAGAUACUGCUGCAGAAGAAUGGUGUUGACCCACGUCGACUUGAUUGAAAAGUUUUUGAGAUACAAUCCUUUGGAGAAAAAGGAAAUCAGUUAG